AUGUCGAUCGUCGAACAGUUUUCAAAAAAUAAGUCAUGCAAGGAAGUCGCCGAAUCGUUUGUGGAACAAAUUAACCAGCUGUCGAAACAAGCUGAUAGUCUGGUGAACUGCAGUCCAGACUCCACCGAGGCGUCGCUGCUGGAAACCAGGAUCACUUCGCUUCAGGAAUUAUUGAGCGAGUUGAAAGAAACGAUUUUAUCGAAGGAAAAGCUACUUCAAAGCGCCGAUGAUAAACUGAAGACCUACACAGACACAUCUAACGAGCUGCGCGCCUGGUUAGAAGAUACUGAAGAGCUGAUGGCUAACCAGAAGUCACCAUCAAGUGACCACAGGGUACUCAAGGCACAACUGGAAGAACAAAAGUUGGUAGAAAAGCUGAUCGACGACAAGUGCCCCCAGAUUGCAAAGUUCAAAGAUUUGGUCGACGAAGUCUGUCUCAAUUUGAAGGACGAGACCGAAAAGGCGAAGGUGCACGAAGUUCAAGACGAGAUCACUUCUCGGUAAGU
This is a messenger RNA of Soboliphyme baturini, 506 nucleotides long. Lineage: Eukaryota; Metazoa; Nematoda; Enoplea; Dioctophymatida; Soboliphymatidae. The record is from the annotation of a GenBank genome assembly.